CCCGGCCGGAGGGCAGCCCCCGCUGCCGGGCACCGAGCGGUGCCGGCGGCCACGCAGCCCCGAGCCCGGCCCGGCCCGGCCCGGCCCGGCCCGGCCGGAGGGAGGGUGGGGGAAAGUUUGGAGCCCUCCCCCGGCGCGUCGCAGCCUGCCCGCCGCCGAGCUCCGGCCCUGACAGCGCCCCGCUCGGAUCCGGAGCCACUCCGGAGCGGCUCCGGAGCGGCCCCUGCCCCGCCGCCCCCCUGCCCCCGCCGCCGCCUCCCCGGCCGGGGCUGGGCUGCCCUGCUUUUGGAGUCGCCGCCGUUUCCCCUCCCUUCCCCGGAACCCCCCCCUCCCUCGCUCCCUCCCUCCCUCCUUCCCUCCCUCCCUCCUCCUCCUCCUCCUCCUCCUCCUCCAGCAACCGAAGGGAUUUUUUUUCCCCUUUCUUUUCACCCACCCACUUUUUUUUUUUUUUUUUUUUGCGGUUUUUUUUUUUUUUCCCUCCUCCUCCUCUUCCUCCCCGCCGCGGAGCUGGAAGCCGGCGUGAAGGAUAAAUAACAAUAAAAAAAAAAAAAAAGGCAGCGCAAAGAGGAAGAGGCUGGGGAGGAGGAGGAGUGGGGGGGGGGAAGGCACGAAGAAGAAGAAAGCGAGCAAGAAAAGAAAGCGAGGAGCCGAGCCCCGGCGGCAGGGAAGGAGGCGGCGGGGCCGGAGAUGGACGAGCAGCCGCGGCUGAUGCACACGCACGGCGGGGUGGGGAUGCCGGGGCACCCGGGCCUGUCCCAGCACAUGCAGGAUGGACCAGGCGGGGCGGAGGGGGAGGCAGGCAGGAAGCAGGACAUCGGAGACAUCUUACAGCAGAUCAUGACCAUCACGGACCAGAGUUUGGACGAAGCGCAGGCCAGGAAACAUGCUUUAAACUGCCACAGGAUGAAGCCAGCCCUUUUUAAUGUCUUGUGUGAAAUCAAAGAGAAGACAGUGCUGAGCAUCCGGGGAGCGCAGGAAGAGGAGCCCACAGACCCCCAGCUGAUGCGGUUAGACAACAUGCUGCUGGCCGAGGGGGUGGCGGGCCCCGAAAAAGGAGGAGGCUCAGCCGCUGCUGCCGCCGCCGCCGCGGCAUCAGGAGGAGCCGGCUCUGACAACUCGGUGGAGCACUCUGAUUACAGAGCCAAACUCUCCCAGAUCCGGCAGAUCUACCACACGGAGCUGGAGAAGUACGAGCAGGCAUGCAACGAGUUCACCACCCACGUGAUGAACCUGUUGCGCGAGCAGAGCCGGACCCGACCCAUCUCGCCGAAGGAGAUCGAGCGGAUGGUGAGCAUCAUCCACCGCAAGUUCAGCUCCAUCCAGAUGCAGUUGAAGCAAAGCACGUGUGAAGCCGUCAUGAUCUUGCGCUCCCGAUUUCUGGACGCACGGCGGAAGAGACGAAACUUCAACAAGCAGGCUACAGAAAUCCUGAAUGAGUAUUUCUAUUCCCAUCUCAGCAACCCUUACCCCAGUGAGGAAGCCAAAGAAGAGCUAGCCAAGAAAUGCGGCAUCACAGUCUCACAGGUAUCAAACUGGUUUGGAAAUAAGAGAAUCCGGUACAAGAAGAACAUAGGUAAAUUUCAAGAGGAAGCCAAUAUUUAUGCUGCCAAAACGGCUGUCACGGCUACCAAUGUGUCAGCCCAUGGAAGCCAGGCUAACUCACCCUCAACUCCCAAUUCAGCUGGUUCUUCCAGUUCUUUUAACAUGUCAAACUCUGGAGAUUUGUUCAUGAGCGUGCAGUCUCUCAAUGGGGAUUCUUACCAAGGGGCCCAGGUUGGAGCCAACGUGCAGUCACAGGUGGAUACCCUUCGCCAUGUUAUCAGCCAGACAGGAGGAUACAGUGACGGACUCGCAGCAAGUCAGAUGUAUAGUCCGCAGGGCAUCAGUGCUAAUGGAGGUUGGCAAGACGCUACUACCCCGUCGUCGGUGACCUCCCCCACAGAAGGCCCUGGCAGCGUUCACUCUGAUACCUCCAACUGAUCUCCCAGCAAAUUGCAUCCCUGGCUGAGCCGGCCCCGGCGGGGGCGGGAGGGGAGGGGGCCUCUCCUAACACCGCAGCAGUCAGACUGGAGGUGAAACCAAUCAGCACACACAAGAAGACUCCUUCUCUUCUCUUCUCUUCGUCGGGAUGCUUUUUUCAGCCAAUCUGGACACUUCUUAUACUCUCUUCCCUUUCUUUUCUGGGUAGAAGCCGCUCACCCCCCGCCCCUUGCCACCGCCACAACACCUCCCUCCCCCCCACCUCCCCACCGAAGGAUAUUUCGACAGGUAGAAGGAUUUUCAGGAGGAAAAGAAAAAAAAAAAAAAAAAACAACCACAAAAAACCAACCACCGCCAAACCAAACAAACCAAAAGCAGUGCAUGGCCUCGUGCUGGCUGUCUUCCCGAGGAGCCAAAAAACGAACCUCAGUCGAGUCUCAGCCCUUCGCUCGCAGGCAGCCCCGCUCGGCCCGCUCCUCUCACGCUACCUCUCAGUAGGAACACGCCACGGCAGCCCCCCGCCCCGCUGCCCCCUCACCUCUGCCGCUCCUGGACGUAGCGAGCGCAUCGCCGUGCCGCGGCGAGUCGUCCCCAGGGAUGCAGGGCGGGCGGAUGCGACCCCGGUGCACGUAGGAGAAGGAGCCGAAUGCCCCCCCUGUGGUGCUCCCCGGUGCUUUCUGAAGGUACCAGCCCCUUCCCAGCCCCCGGACGCCACCAGCUCGCCUUUCUCCCCGCCCUGCUCGGCCGCAGACCCCAAACGCGGCGGCUCUCUGUGUGCUUGACCCCGUGUGCCUCGAGAGGUGAAACCUUGCCAGGCCCUGGCCUUGCGGAGCUGCUGGGGAAGGGCAGGAGCGGAGGGAAGGCAAGGAGGCAGAGGCAGGUGAGGAAUCGCCCUCGCGUGUCACGGAAGCGCCGAGCGCGUCCGCGGUGGUUUAUGUGACCGAGCGUUAGGUAACGAUGGAUGGGACCCCGGCAGUGUUCCCGCAGCACCUGGGGAGGCCAGCAGCGGACGUUUUGACGUGGAGAAGAGCAUCGCGUGGUGUUGGCUCGUGUUGUCACCAGCUGCAGAGCCGAGCAGGCGCCGGGAGCGCGCUGUGCGAAGGAAGACGUGGGUUUCCCCAGCACAGGCAGGGUCCCAAGAGGUUGGUGGCACCCUCCGGGUCCCCAAAGCCAUUUAUCAGUGCGUGGCCGGAGCAGCGGGACCCCACAGGCGCCGGGUGCCUUUGGUAGUGAUUAAUACAAUGGGUUUGCUUGAGGGUGAAGCCCUGUAAGGCCAAGCGGGCGUCCCUUUGGGGCUGUCCUUCACCUGCAGCUUGGAGUUAAUCCGCGGAGUGGCAGCCGAAGCCGUGGGAGAACUCGUGAUUUUCUGCCCUGCUUUUCUGGUCUGCUUUUUGGACAGCAGGCGAUGGGUGGAAAACAGGGCUUCGUCCUGCUGAAAUACACCUUGGGGCAGCUCCUGCAGGGAGGCAGGGGCUUUGGAUGAAGAGCUGGGUGCGGAGCAUCCAUUGUCCCAUGCCAUGCUUGAGCUCCUGGCCAUGGGGGUGCUUAUAGCAGACACAAGGUGGCCAGGUAGGCAUUCGGGGGCGCAGGGCAGUGUUAAGCAGGAAACUUUUAAAAUUCAAGCUCUGCCAGAACAAUUUUCACCCUUCUAUCAAAAA
This is a messenger RNA of Cygnus olor (mute swan), 3638 nucleotides long. It is a transcript of the gene PBX1, whose product is annotated as PBX homeobox 1. Lineage: Eukaryota; Metazoa; Chordata; Aves; Anseriformes; Anatidae. Gene Ontology annotation, biological process: regulation of transcription by RNA polymerase II; animal organ morphogenesis; brain development. The record is from RefSeq and is a predicted model, not a curated record. Gene Ontology annotation, molecular function: RNA polymerase II cis-regulatory region sequence-specific DNA binding; DNA-binding transcription factor activity, RNA polymerase II-specific. Gene Ontology annotation, cellular component: nucleus.